AUGCGCCAGCCAGGCCCGCUCACGACUCGCGCGUUUGCCACCCUGCCCUCCUCCUCCGCGCUCGCCGAGGCUGGCGGCGCGGGUGGCUCGUCGCUGCUGCAGAGCCUCGUCGCUCAGGAGCAGUCGCUGCAGUCGCUCUUCCGCGGCGAGUGGCCCACCGCAGAGCCACCCGAGUUCGUUCUCUCGCGGCCGGCGUUGCGUCCGUCGGCGUGCGACGUGGAUGUCGACGUCGCCGUUUGCGGCGGCACGCUCGGCAUUCUCGUCGGCUGUGCGCUGCAGCUGCGAGGGCACCGAGUCGCGGUGGUCGAGGCCGGGCCGCUGCGAGGGCGGGCUCAGGACUGGAACACCUCGCAGGAGGAGCUUCGCCGGUUGGUAUCCGCUGGCUUGCUCACCGAGGAGGAGCUGCAUCGCGUGGCUCCGCUGCGCUUUGGCCCGAUGAGAUGCAAGUUUGGCGCGACGCCGGCGUCAGAGCUGCAGCUGCGAGGCGUUCUCGAUGUCGCCGUCUCGCCGACGGCCCUCCUCGAGGCCGUGUCUGCUCGCUUCAAGGCGGCCGGCGGGCUCGUGCUCGAGAAUUCGCCGGUGCGCGAGGUGCGCAUCCACCCGGACGGCGCCGCGCUCGCCCUCGGCCAAGGCGGGGCGGGCCAAGGCAGGACGCUGCACAGCCGGCUCGUCGUCGACGCGAUGGGCCACCGGAGCCCGCUCGCGCUGCAGGCGAGGCGAGGCCAGCGGCCCGACGGCGUGUGCGUGCAGGUGGGGAGCUGCGCUCGCGGCGCGUGGGCGCGGCAGUGGCGCGGCAGAGGCGAUUUCUUCGUCACCGAGGACGACGCGCAGUAUUGCGGGCCGCGGCGGUGUGCGAGGGCGCAGCUCUUUUGGCAGUCCUUCCCUUCUUCGGGCGGCGAGGAGGAGCGCUCCACCUACCUCUUCACCUACCUGAGGCCCGGAUGCCGAGAGGUGUCGUGGAGCCUCUUAGGGCUCCUCGAGCUGAUGGAGGAGUACUGGUCCCGCCUGCCAGCCUACCAGCGCUGCGGCGAGGCGGACGAGGUUGCGUUGCGCCGCAUCCUCUUUGGCUGGUUCCCGACCUACCGCUCCAACUCGCCCCUCAAACCCGCUUUCGACCGCGUCCUCUCUGUCGGCGACGCGUCCGCCGUGCAGAGCCCAAUCUCCUUUGGCGGCUUCUGCGCGAUGCUACGCCACUUGCCCCGCUACUCGCGCGGCAUCGACGCGGCACUGCGGCAGGAGACCCCUCGCCCGCGCCAGCCUCUCGGCCGACCUCGGCCGAUCUCGUCCCGUCGAUAUCCUCUCAGCUCGGCGGAUCGCCGCGUCAGGACCGCCUCUCCCGCGCCGAGCUCGCCUGGCUCGCGCCCUACCUCCCCAACCUGGGCACGGCAUGGAUGUCGGCGGCGGCGAUGA
Molecule: messenger RNA, 1410 nt
Organism: Emiliania huxleyi CCMP1516
Lineage: Eukaryota; Haptophyta; Isochrysidales; Noelaerhabdaceae
Exons: 3
Coding region: 1-1410 (469 amino acids)
Source: RefSeq, a predicted model, not a curated record